GAGUCGAGCGAAAGCCGCCGCAGCAGCCCUCUGGCUCUUUGUCCCCCGAUCCGAUCCCCGUUCCAUCUCCGAUCUCUCCUCGCUUCGCGUUUUUCUCUCAUCUUCUCUUCUUCUCUUCUUCUCUGUUCUAGGGUACCCGGGAGGGGUUGAUGCCGCGAUCUUGGCUUCACCUCUGUGCGAUACAGCUCGGAUCGGGACAGCGGCUAGGUAUUUAUAUUGUCUUUGUUGUUCAUCGAUUUGUUCCCCGCCUUUUGUGAAUGUGAUUGGAUCUCGGUGUUUCUGCGAAUUAAAGGCUUGGGAUUGUUGCGAUUGUGUUUUGUAUUCCACUAGGGGUGGAUGGAGGGUUCCCGGGAGAAUUGGAGGAAGGAGGGAGAGGAAGAGAUGGUGUGUACGGGAACGGAAACUUCUGGAAGCGGAAGGUGGGAUUGUGAUGGCAUCGCUGGUGGUGGUGGUGGUGGUGGUGGUGAUGUUGAUGGUGGUUUGAUUGGCGCUUAUGUUGAGAGGAAUAGUUUUGGGGUGGGGAGGGUUCUUUUGGGGAAGGUUGUUUCCUAUGAUGGGACGAGUAGGCUGUACCGGGUUAUAUUCGAGGAUGGGCAUAUGGAGGAUUUGGAACGGGAACUGGUGUGCGGAAUGUUAAUGUUGGACAAGGGAGUUGGGAGGCUUACUCGGAGGAAGAGGAGGCUAGACCGGAUAGUUCCUUUGGGUGGCUUGAACAGGCGAAGCACGAGGUCUAGGAAGGAUACGUCUGAUGUGCCUGCUUCAAUUGGCCAGGUGAGCUCAGAAGAUGUAUUUAGGGAUGCGGACUCAUCCAGUGAUUCUUGUGACCAUGCUGGGGUUUCUGCUGCUGCUCCGAGUUCUACUUCUGUGGAAGCACAUAUCUUGCCUCUGGAACUGCCUCCAUCUUCAGGCGACAUUGCUGUUUUAGAGGGCUCAGUUUCACAUCUGUUCUCCACUUACAAUUUUUUGAGGUCAUUUAGUCUCCAGUUAUUUCUUAGUCCAUUUGGGUUUGACGAUUACGUGGGAUCCCUGAACUGUACUGUUCAAAACUCUUUGAUGGAUUCAAUCCAUUUGUCUCUCAUGCGAGCUUUAGGUCGCCAUCUCCAGAUGGUUUCUUCAGAAGGCCCAAACCUGGCUUCGAAAUGCUUAAGAUUAUAUGAUUGGACAUUGCUUGAUAUGUUGACCUGGCCUUCUUUCGUAGUUGAGUAUCUCUAUGUUAUGGGAUACGUGACAGAAUUUGAUUCAAAGGAGUUCAUUGAUAGUGUUCUUCAUGGUGAAUACUACUGCCUAACUGUGGCUACAAAGCUGAAGGUAUUGCAAUUAUUGUGUGAUGAUGUCAUAAAUAGCGGGGAACUUCGAACAGAACUUGGAAUGCGUGUAGGCGUGGAAGAGGAUAAUGAAGAAGGUUUAGAUGAAGAUGUGCCAACAAGUUUACGUUUUAAAACCUCUAAGAACUCAAGUUGGAAGGAUUCGGUGGUUUUACGGGAAUCUCUUGUGCUUGAAAACCAGCAUGUUAAUACUGAUGUUUCUGAACUAGGUGUUGAUGGAUCUGCUAAUUCUCAGGAUAAGAACAGUGACGAAUGCUGUCUUUGUGGAAUGGACGGGACCUUGAUUUGUUGUGAUGGGUGUCCUUCAGCAUAUCAUUCUAGAUGCAUUGGGCUGAAUAAAGCAUUUCUGCCUGAAGGUCUGUGGUUUUGUCCAGAAUGCAGUAUUAACAAGCUUGGGGCCACUUCGUCUCGGAUAGGAAAGGGAGCAAGAGGAGCAGAGGUAUUUGGCGCUGAUUCAUAUGGUCGCAUGUUUGUGGGGACUUGCAAUUACUUGCUUGUACUUGGCACAUCAUUGAAUGAAGAUUCAUUUUCUAGAUAUUAUAACCAGGAUGACAUCCCAAAGGUUUUAAGUGUAAUUUCUACAACUCAAGCAAAUGCCUUAGAUUAUGUUGAUAUCAGCAUAGGCAUAGCUGAAUAUUUUGAGGUUCCAAUGGGCUUUUUAAGUGCUGAAAGAGUAGAUUAUUCGGGGGAUACUCCGGCCAACAAAGAUGAUACUGUCUGUUAUUCAAACACUUUACCAAGGACGAUGAAGACUUUGAAUAAUUCGGGAGAAAAUAGUGUGAGCAAUAUAAUGGCACAAAAAUUGAAGCAUAGUGUUGCCAAGAAUGAUGUGACUGAUGAUCCAACUUCUCCUUCUGUCGUAGGUCAGGUUGAUAUUUCAGGCGCACUAAUAACUCUCAUGGAAAGCCAUGAUGUAUGUGCCAAUAAGUUACUUACAACUCCUGAUGAGAUCUUGGUUUUCUCAAAUAAUGAAAAUCCCACAAAUGGCAUUGUUCUUCGUACAGAUCCUAAAGUUCUCAUCUCCAAACCAAUUGAGAGAAGGGAAAAGCCUGGCUUUGGUUCUGUAGUGACAGAUCUUUCUUACUCAAACCCUGCAAUGCCUACUGAAAAAUCAAAUAUAGUCAGCAAUUUUGCUUUUAGUUCCGGAAAUGGGAGUGACAUUUGCAAGGAAGAUGCAUAUAGUUCUAUUUAUUCAACAAAGAACGGUUCAGCUGGAAUGUGUUAUGAAAGCAGACAUAAAAAUUCAAAUGAUAGAGCCUCAGCUGUUCCUGUUUCUUUCAAGCCUUUGUCAUACAUAAAUCAGUAUAUUCAAGGUGACAUAGCUGCAUCUGCUGCAGCUACUUUGGCUGUUCUCUUAAUGAAUGACAGUAAAGUUGCCGGUGUAAAUGGUUCCUCCAACCAGAGGAAAUUUGUAGCUGCAACUAUUGCAGUGCAAAUGAAAGCAUUUUCUGUAGCUGUUAUGAACUUUCUGUGGCCAUGUGCUGGGGAAAGAUGUGGUUGGUGCAUAGCAUGUAAAGGCCCAACAACUAACAAGAAGGGAUGCCUGUUAAAUUUAGCUGCAUCAAAUGCCAUUAAAGGGCCUACUAGAAAUGGUAACCUUCGUGCAAGCAAGCACCAUGAAAGUCAUCUACCAGUCAUUGCUGCCCAUUUGCUGAUCAUGGAGGAAAGUUUGCGAGGGUUAAUGGUUGGCCCAUUUUUAGAUGAAUGCAGCAAUCAAUGGCGUAUGCAAGUUAGAGAAGCCAGUAGUUGCAGCUUCUUGAAGUCGCUGAUACUUCAACUUGAAGAGAAUAUUCGUGGGAUUGCCUUUUCAGGAGGAUGGACUAAGUUUAUGGAUGAUAUGAUUGAAAUGCCCAAAUCAUCGAGUGGGCUUUGCCGAAUCGGAGGAAAUAAAAAACGUGGAAGUGGUAUAAAACGAGGCAGAAGGCAAGCGGAACUUCCGAUUGCAUCUUCUGAUGAUACGUGUGAUUAUUUGCAGUGGUGGCGAGGAGGGGAGCUUUCAAAAGCCAUAUUUCAAACUGCCAAAAUUCCUAGUUCACUUGCUAAGAAAGCAGCUCGGCAGGCUGGCAGAAGAAGAAUUCCUGGCAUCUCAUACCAUGAAUGCUCUGCUUAUCGUCGAAGAAGUCGGCAGGUUGCAUGGAGAGCUGCUGUAGAGUCAAGUAAAUGUACAUCACAACUUGCUCUUCAGGUCAGGUAUCUUGAUGCUCAUAUACGUUGGAAGGAAUUUUCUCGUCCGGAGCAGAUUCCAAUUGAUAUCAAAGGGUCUGAAAAUGAUAUCAUCGUUUUCAGAAACACAUCUAUAUCUGAUAAAAAGAUUGUGGAAGAUAAAAUACUGUAUGCACUCAAUUUUGGUGAUCAAAAGCAUAUUCCUUCACGCAUAGCAAAGACUGUUGUGGAAUCUGAAAAAGCUCAGGGUGGAAAUGAGAAAUUGUGGUUCUCUGAAUGUCAUCUUCCUUUAUACUUGAUAAAAGAGUAUGAGGAAAAGGUUGGCAAAUGCCAAGUACUUCUUGCUGUGUCCUCGGCACACAAUAUGGCAAUAUUCUAUAGAAGAGCACUGAAACCUUACUGGGGAGAUGUUUUCACAUACCUUACAUGCAGAAGUGAGAAUCCAGUGAAGUGUUCAUUUUGUCAAAAAGCUGUUUUUUUGAGGUAUGCUGUCAAGUGUAAGGCUUGCGAAGAUUAUUGUCACCUGCACUGUUCAGUGGCUUCAGUUGCGAAAAAGGACGAUGAUCCUAUGUUUUCUAAAAUGUGCAAGUCAUGUUAUUCUGCUAUUGGGCCCACACAUGAGAGUUCUUGGAGGACUUGUAGUAUGAAAUCUUCUUUGCUGGGAAACUAUCAGCAACUGGCAAUGCCUCUCACGAAUGGCAUUAUCCAGACCAGGGCGGUCACCUCACUCUCAGUUAGUAAGAUGGAAGUUAAUUCAGAUUCAAGGUCUUCCAAUCAUACUCCUAACUCAAAAAGCAAAACUAAACGAAAAGGGGGAACAUGGCUUACACAUGGUAUUGUAUGGAAGAGGAAGAAGCAUGGUCCUGAGGGAGGCAAAGAGUUCAGGAUGGAAAAUAUUUUACUAAAAGUUAAAGAAGGUUCAUAUUCAUCAAAAAGUCCAAUCUGUUGUUUAUGCAAAAUGCCAUACAAUUCAAACCUGAUGUAUGUGUGCUGUGGAACAUGCAAAAAUUGGUGUCAUGCAGAUGCUGUGCUCCUUGAUGAAUCUAAAGUCCUUGAUGUUGUUGGGUUCAAGUGUUGCAAGUGUCGAAGGAAGUCUUCACCUAAAUGUCCAUAUUCAGAAAUCGGCUACAUAAAAUUAGAGGAGCAACUGAAACAUGAUAGUGCAGCAGAAAUUGGUGUGACUAAAUCUGGCUCUCCAUCAACAUCCAUAUCCAAUUCUGAAACUGACAAUUUUGGUGUGGUAGAAUUUGAUCCUUCCCUCCAUUCUAUUGAAAAAGUUGAGCCACUUGACGAGACAAAUCUUGAGAUGGAACAUAAAUUUGAUGCAUCCAUAGAAACAUUAAAAGACCAGCAAAAGGUGUUUAUAAAAUCUCAGGUUAAGCUGGAGGAUUUUGAUGAAUGGUAUGCAGGUCAAAUUGGAUUCUCAAUGCAUGAAACUUCUCAAAGCCUGCAGAAUAUUCCAGCACAAAACACCAUGAGUGAUUCAUGGAACAUUCCUGGCUCAUCAGAAUGGGAUAGCAUUGAAAUAUAUGGACGUGGCAACAUAGAUUUCAAGAAUGAAUGCAAAGAAGGGCAUUUACCUGAUCAAGAACUUGAAGCAGCAAAGAACAUGGAAUUUGAACCUCAAACCUACUUCUCUUUUACUGAGCUUUUGGCAUCUGCGGAUGACAUGACUGGAGAUAUGAUGGAGCCACAAGAUGUCCCCGUCACCUUGAGUGAUUAUGGAACCACUUACUCUGAUAGGACAUGCCAUAAUUUAUCUGUGAAGAAUGAAAUUACGGUGAAAGAGGAAUUUAUUUUUGAUGAGUUUGAAUGCGAAAAAUGCAAACUUUGUAUCCCCUCUCCAGAUCUCAUCUGUGAGAUUUGUGGGCUCUGUAUACAUUCUCAUUGCUCUCCUUGGGUUGAGGAGGUUAUUGAGAUUUCAACUGGCUCCAAAUGGAGAUGUGGAAACUGUCGGGAAUGGAGAUAAUCUGAAGUAUGUUGUUAACUUGCUUUUUGAGAUUGGGAAAACUAUAUAUAUUCUGAUUUUGACAUGAGAGACAGAUAUUCUGUCAAACUGAACUUCAUUUCCGAUGGCCCUGGUCGAAAGCAUUACUAACGAUGAGGUUAAGUCUGCACAUAUUGGAAAAAAUAUAUCUGGAUUGAUUUGUGCCAAAGCAGAAGAAAUUGCUACUAGGCUUCUUCAAAAUCUUUAUUUAUUGUGUUUACUUGUAAAUAUUGAAGUUCUAUAGAUUGGCAACCUAACAAUAUGGUUGCUUUGGCUGUUGUACCACAAAUGUUGGAUGUUCUAUUGAGCAAAGACAUAUGAGGCAGCUAUUAAAUUUUGACGAGUUUUUGUUUUCUGGAGUAGAUUUUUUAUGGAUUUAAG
Phalaenopsis equestris is the source of this 5856-nucleotide messenger RNA. RefSeq names its product DDT domain-containing protein PTM-like. NCBI's taxonomy places the organism in Eukaryota, Viridiplantae, Streptophyta, Magnoliopsida, Asparagales, Orchidaceae. Bases 337 to 5457 code for a protein of 1706 amino acids. The transcript has 9 exons. The record is from RefSeq and is a predicted model, not a curated record.